AUGAAAAGAGGGUCAAUGAAUGUUGUUACAUCUGAAGACAACAUAACAAUUGUCCAGUGGAAGGACACAGGAAUUGUUUAUGUUGGCUCAACGUUUGCGGGCAUACAGCCAACAGACCUAGUUAGAAGGUGGGACAAGACAGAAAAAAAACAUGUCAUGGUAGACCGUCCUUAUUGUGUACAAAUCUACAAUAAGUUUAUGGGAGGGGUUGACCUUAGUGACAGAAUGGUUGCCCACUACCCCCACUCUCUUAAAGGCAAACGCUUCUAUCUUAGAAUAUUUUUUUAUCUAAUGAAUGUUGCGGCAGUAAAUGCUUGGAUAAUUUUUAAGGAGAAAACCAACUCAAAGAUGCCUUUUGUAGAUUUUAAGGCCAGUAUUGCUAAUGCAAUGAUUCAAACAGCCUGCAACAAGAGAAAAGUUGGUAGGCCACCCUCCAUCACCCCGCCUUUGAAAAAAAGAUGUCGCCCAGGAGUACUACAGGAUGUUCGGUUUGAUGGAAAAGACCACUAUCCUUUCAAAAGUAAUCCUGGCCGCUGCAGGGACAAAGCCUGCACGAGCAGAACCCGAUAUAAAUGUGGAAAGUGUGAUGUUCCUGUUUGCCCAGAAUGUAUGGAAAACUUUCAUAAAGCAAACUAA
Messenger RNA from Homalodisca vitripennis (glassy-winged sharpshooter), 636 nucleotides. Its product is annotated as piggyBac transposable element-derived protein 3-like. The record is from RefSeq and is a predicted model, not a curated record. Bases 1 to 636 code for a protein of 211 amino acids. The transcript has a single exon. Lineage: Eukaryota; Metazoa; Arthropoda; Insecta; Hemiptera; Cicadellidae.